Trypanosoma theileri is the source of this 5046-nucleotide messenger RNA. Its product is annotated as vacuolar protein sorting protein 18. The transcript has a single exon. Gene Ontology annotation, molecular function: protein-macromolecule adaptor activity. NCBI's taxonomy places the organism in Eukaryota, Euglenozoa, Kinetoplastea, Trypanosomatida, Trypanosomatidae. Gene Ontology annotation, cellular component: HOPS complex; endosome. The record is from RefSeq and is a predicted model, not a curated record. Gene Ontology annotation, biological process: endosome organization; organelle fusion; vacuole organization. The coding region runs from base 1 to 5046 and encodes 1681 amino acids.
AUGUAUGUGGCCUCAGAGGCGCUUGCGUGGUUUGACCCCGCUCUACUAACAACAGAGCACCUCGAACAUGGUAGUGAAGACCAUCAGGGCGUAACAAACAUCAUCACGGCGUUUACACACAAACGUUUUAAGGCUCAAACGCUCUCCGAUUGCGCAUUAAACAGUAAUCAUACUCAUACCACUUUUAAAGAGUUUUAUAGUGGAAAGCCCAAAAACAGUAAAACAGGAGCAUUCAUACAAUCACCUGAGAUUGGAUGUCGUACGGAACGGCUAUCGUGUCCAAUCGAUGUGAAUAAGGAGCCGUUUGCUCAUGUUGUGAGCGCUGGUGGGACCUACGCGGUCGUAACAGAGUGCAUUCCGCAGUACUUGUAUAUUUUUGAUGAGAAAAAUGAUAUUGUUAUUAGUCGAUUGCGGCUUUCUACAGAUAAAACCGUUUCUGGAGAAUUGCAAACUGGUGAAGAAGAAGAAGAAAAAGAAGAAGAAGUUUUUAUUGAUGAACACGAUCUUGUUUCUGCGAUUUAUCUUGAUCCACGUGGGAAUUUCUGUAUUGUACGGUGGCGUUCAGGAAAAGCGGUAUACUAUUACAUACCACGUCGUCACCAUGAUAAAUACUCUACAGAUGAUAUGAUGAUGAUGAUGUCUCAUUUGAAGGAGGAAAGAAUAAAGGAAGAGAAAACAAAGAAGAGACAUGAUAUUAAAGGAUUAGAAGAAGAAGAAGAAAAAGAUGAACAUACAAGAGAUAUGAAACCACGAAAAUUUCCCUUAUAUUUUCGUCCAAGCGUUAUUGGAGGAAAACAACCUUUUCUUUUGGAAUGUGUAGCUUGGGAUCUUCAUAAUAAGAGUGAUGUCACCACAGGGGAUAUUAUCUUUGGUUCUAGUAAUGGUGGAAUUCUUCUUAUCUGCCGACUUGAAAAACACGGUAUCAUGGCUUCCCGAAGAUUAUAUCAAUUUCCACCUCCAUAUAGAAAUCAUCCAAUUGAUAGUAUUGCAUAUACGAUGAUCUCUCACUCUCAUGAUGCUCAACAACGUCAUGUAGUAUUGAUUGCUCAAAAGAAUCGUCUGUUUGUAUUUGCAACUCCAUGGAGUCAAAGAGGGAGUGAUAUAGAAACCGCUUUUGAUCCAGAAAGGAUAAGAUAUCAUGAUAUGACACCCUUUUAUUAUUCAUCAUCUUCAUCUUCAUCAUCUUAUUCAAAGAAGUAUACUACUACAGGGAACUCAAUGGUUGGUAGUUUGUUUAAUUAUAUUAGUGUUCAUGGGGAAGUGACAAGUCCUACAUCAUGUUCACAGGGUUGUUGUCAUCGAAUGUGUUCGAGUACGGUUUCUCAUCAGGUGGAUGGGACAGGAAUGCGUACUGGUGUGGAUAUCUCAUCUUUACGUCUAUUUUCUCAAGUCGUCAUUGUUGAACCCCAUGAGUUAAUGCCGAAUAAAAAAAGUACUCCAAUAACGACAAAUACAGUGGGAAUGACAGAAACUGAAAAGGAGUGUACAAAUAAAGAUAAAAUAGAAUCUGCGCCUACAUUUGGUGGGGAUGAACUUCCACCAGUAUUCUACUGGCAGUAUGGAAAUACUUUAACACAUGGUAUUAUUAUGUUAACGGAUGAGUCAAAUGUAGUUGAGAUGGAGGAACGAUAUAAAAACCCCACUAAUAUUAAUACUACUACUACUAAUAAUAAUAAUACCAGUACUACAAUGAGAAAUUAUACCAACGCACAAUAUUCAGCAAUACCGCAAACACCAUUACGCUCGCCUUUGUGUAAUGAACAGAAAUCAAUACCUUUAAAACAAAAUCCACAGAGGCAUCUUCUACCAAUAGGAAUACUUAGCGUUGUGAAUCUUUUUCAAUGUCUACAAUCUUUUUUAGUACAAUUACAAGAACCUGGUACACGUCAUCGUUCAUCUAUGUUUUCACCUCCUCCUAUAUUUUCCGAAAAAAAUAUUAAUUCACAUGUUUCUCAAUUUGAUGGCAUUAAUUUAACGGGUAUUGAGAGACCAUAUUCACCUAAUUAUCGAAUAAAUACUGGACAUGAGCAACUCCGAUCGACUGGUUUAAGUAUGACCUCAACAACAGGUACUGAAGCCUCUGGAAUAUCUAGGGAUGAACAAGGUAACAAAGAGGAAAUAAAUAUGGAGAAGUUUGUCUCAUUUUCAGCUGGAUACGGUCAUUUUAUAUUAACAACUACACAAGCAGUUUAUGGAUUUUGUCAUCUCGCAGCCUUACCAUUCCCACAAAAGGCAUAUGAGUGGAAGAAUCGUCUUGUUUUUAAUCAAAACUUUCGUUCAGGAAAACUGAAGAACACUACGAUAAGUGGUGGUAGUGGUAGUGAUAGUGGAGAUGAGAUGAUGAUUGCCUUUUCUUCACAUGAUACUGGACGUUCUCAGUUAUUUCAUCUCUUUACAAAGUCAAAUAUUUUACUAUUGCGAUUCCGACAAGGUCGUCGACGUUGUUUACAAUAUGUGGUUCAGCUUUUAGAUGCGGUGUGUCCAAUACCGGAGACUAUAUUAAAAGGCAAUGCCUCCGAUACCACUGAAGAAGGAUACCGUGAAAAGUCAGAGGAUCAGAGAUCUAAUCCCUCACCACUUACCACUAUGGUAGGAGGAAUUGGAGGAACAGUAGGUGUAGAGACACAUCCUGUAAACUCACCUACCUAUACGUUAUGGAAGAGUCCUUUAUCGUUUUCAUCUGAAGAUCCAUUUACACCUUCAAGUAGUCGUCUGGGUUGGAAACCUCUAGAAGCUUCUACUCCUUUAAGUGAUGCUCCUAUCUUACUCUUACCCGCAUCUCUACAAGCGCAACAGGGAUACAAUGGGAAUAAUACGAUGGCUUCUGAAGAGUUGAUGAAAUUACAUGGAUCAAAAGCCGCAGUUCUUCCACGCGAUGGAGUGUUGAGUGGACACUUGGAUAGUGGAUUUUCUCAUAUCACACACUAUGAUACUGAUAAUUUAUAUAUGAUGGCUUUGCGUUUUGCUGCAGUUUCUCCCUCUUUAGAAGAGCGACGAGAACUAUUACCCAAAGUUCGACAUAUAUAUGCAGAUUACCUUUUUCGUCAGAAUCGUUUUCUUGAAUCUGCGGCACAACAUGGAUUAGCGUAUGAAGGUCCACCUUAUUUUAAUACCUUAUUAGUAAAGUUUUCAAAGGUGGCGGUGGAUGAUAUGGAACCACUUAUUUUAUUACUAUACCUUAGACUUUGUGGGUAUGAACAACACAGACGGGGUGUGGGAUCACACAGUGUAGAGGUUUGUUGUCUCGCAACAUGGCUUAUCUCACUCUUACUUGAGCGGUGUAAUCAACUCGAAAAAGUAGAAGAAGAAGAGAAAGAAAAAAAAGAUAAAAGUGUUAUUGUUAUUCCUACUGGUAUUCCUACUACUACUACUACUACUUCUAUUACUAGUACUAGUACUACUUCUGGUACUAUUAUAUCACUACAAAAUACUGAAGAAAACAGUAGUUUACGAGUACGUUCACUUAAAAUGAUGGCGUAUCUUCGUCGAAAGUAUAAUCUACGUCAUCCACAGUACUUGAUGGAACAAAUUCUCUUUCGGUACCGUACAUUUUUAGAGUGGAAGGGUAUUCGUACAGCUAUUUUACGUAUUGCAAAGUUGGAACUCUCUAUUGCGCUUUGUAGUCGACUAGGUCGUAAUGAAGAAGUUCUUUUACGGCUUUUUCUGCAACAGCAAAGACCAUUAGAAGGUCUUGUACAACUUGAGCAACUUACUGCUCGUACUGUACUGAGAGGAGGAGGAGGAGUUGAAAUAUCAACAGUAACCGCAACUAAUACACUAGGAAAUUUAAUGGAAAGUGAAACACGUUGCUCAGUUUCUUUAUUAAAGAGUUAUUGGAUGCGUUAUGCAUCUUUUCUUAUGCGUCUUUAUCCUUGUCGUUUUGUUCGUCAUGGACUCAUUCCCUUUGGGGCUGAGUUGAGUCUUGGUCCUAUGGAACUCAUUCCGGCGUUAUUACUAUAUAAUGCCAAACACAAUGAAACGGUUCUUGAGGCCGAUGCGGCUGCAGAAGUUGUACUUCAGCGACACACGAUUGAGGAAUCUUUAUUAGAAGAAGAACGAUCACGGGCAUCUUAUCAUGCCGCACGACUUUACUUGGAGCACGCUAUUUAUACAGAAGGCCAUAGGAGUGAAUCUAUGUUGCAAUUACUUUUAUACUUUACUGCACGAGAUGGGGAUGAUGCUGCUAUCUCUCAUUUCUUUCGUGAAUUGUGUGAGAGUAAUGAAACCCAUCGACUAGAGGUUUCUUACGCCUAUCGAAUUUGUUCUCGGUUUCAACGCCCUAUUGGAUGUGCAUGGGUGUCAUUUAUAAUGGGACGACACCGAGAGGCUUUACAAAUGGCGAUUCUUUUACAAAACGAGGAACUUGCAAUACACUUUAUUCAAAGUAUGAAAGGUGAGGAUGUGGAUGGAAUUCGCCAUGAGUUGUGGAAAGAACUUGCUCAAACGGUUUCUAACAGACACGGUGGGUCCAGACGUGCUUUACAGUUAGUGGCUGCUAGUGAUGGAGAUUUAAAUGUUAGUGAUGUACUUCCAUAUCUAUGUGGAGAUGUGAUGAUACGAGAGUUUCGAGAGGAAUUAUUAGCACGAGUUUCAAGUUUUGGUAAAACAUUAGAAGGUCUCAAACAAAACAUUCAAGCCUCUGUAAAGGAUAUGGAGUUAUUGCAAUCUGAUAAGGAGGCUAUUCAACAACGUCCAAUAACGAUGCCUUCAUCACAGCGUUGUAUUGCAUGUGGACAAGCCGCAUUAACACGUCCAUUUGUAGUGUUUAAAGGAUGUCGUCACGUUUAUCACAAAACAUGUUUUGACGCCCGCCGUGCAAGCAUGGAGGAACACUUACAACAACAACAACAAGAACAAGUACAGAAAGAUCAACAUUUGGAUGAAUCAUUUAUUUCAUUAAAAUCAAAUAAGAAGGGGAAUGAUAUAUCGACACCAGGCGUUGAGGGAGACUUGGAAUGUGUAUUAUGCAGUACAAGGUAUUUGCGGUUGCUUUUGACAAAUCCAUUAUCGAAAAAUCUUACGGGAUCCCUACCUAGAUUGCCAUAG